This is a messenger RNA of Ochotona princeps (American pika), 2533 nucleotides long. RefSeq names its product NUS1 dehydrodolichyl diphosphate synthase subunit (gene NUS1). Bases 208 to 1089 code for a protein of 293 amino acids. The transcript is spliced from 5 exons. NCBI's taxonomy places the organism in Eukaryota, Metazoa, Chordata, Mammalia, Lagomorpha, Ochotonidae. The record is from RefSeq and is a predicted model, not a curated record. Gene Ontology annotation, molecular function: ditrans,polycis-polyprenyl diphosphate synthase [(2E,6E)-farnesyl diphosphate specific] activity. Gene Ontology annotation, cellular component: endoplasmic reticulum membrane; dehydrodolichyl diphosphate synthase complex.
CCAUGUACUCGUGGGGGCGGGGCUGCCGCGGGAGGAGGAAGAUGGCGGCGGGGGCGAGGUGAGGUGUUGGCAGUGGAGAGGGGUCCGGGCACGGGGGGUGGGGGGACGCGCAGCGAUGGCCCACGCCGGUCGCCGGGACGGAUAAGACGCCGUGGCGCCGCGGGUGCGGGCGGGAGGGAGGGGAAGGGGCCCGAGCGCCGCAGGAGUAUGACGGGGCUGUACGAGCUGGUGUGGCGGGUGCUGCACGCGCUGCUCUGCCUGCACCGCACGCUCGCGUCCUGGCUCCGCGUUCGCUUCGGCACCUGGCACUGGAUCUGGAGGCGCUGCUGCCGCGCCGCCACCGCCGCGGUCCUAGCGCCGCUCGGCUUCACGCUCCGCAAGCCCCCCGCCGGCGGCAGGCAGCGCCGGCACCUGCGGGCCCCGCGCGGGACCCCGCGUCCGGCCGCCGCCCACCCCCGGCUGCGCUGGCGUGCCGACGGCCGGGCCCUGGACAAGCUGCCCGUGCACAUGGGCUUGGUGGUCACCGAGGAGGAACAGGAGCCCAGCUUCACGGACAUCGCGAGCCUCGUGGUGUGGUGCAUGGCCGUGGGCAUCUCCUACAUCAGCGUCUACGACCACCAAGGUAUUUUCAAAAGAAAUAAUUCCAGACUGAUGGAUGAAAUUUUAAAACAACAGCAGGAACUUCUGGGCCUGGAUUGUUCCAAAUACUCACCAGAAUUUGCAAAUAGUAAUGACAAAGAUGAUCAAGUUUUAAAUUGCCAUUCGGCAGUGAAGGUGCUGUCUCCAGAAGAUGGAAAAGCAGAUAUCGUGAGAGCUGCUCAGGACUUUUGCCAGUUAGUAGCCCAGCAGCAAAAGAAAUCCACAGAUUUGGAUGUAGAUAUGUUAGACAGUUUACUUAGUUCAAAUGGUUUCCCUGAUCCUGAUUUAGUAUUGAAGUUUGGUCCUGUGGACAGCACAUUAGGCUUUCUUCCCUGGCACAUCAGAUUGACUGAGAUUAUCUCUUUGCCUUCCCACCUUAACAUCAGUUAUGAGGACUUUUUCUCUGCGCUUCGUCAAUAUGCAGCCUGCGAACAACGUCUGGGGAAGUAGUUGUCCCCGACUGUGUAAUAGGACUUCAGGCCUUCGGAGAAAAGGACCCAAGUGACUCUGAUGUUUACAAAACAUUCAUGAAACCCUAUACGCACCUAGUUCAUACCCUCAUAAUUUAUCAACAAAUACAAAAAGUGUCUUACUUGAGAAUGAGUGAGUGUGCGUGUGUGUGUGCGUGCACAUGUGUAUGUAUGGGAAUAAACUUAUAAAUGGGGGAAGUAUUGGAGAAGGAAAUACACAGACCUGCAGCUUUGAGCAAAUAGCAAAUGUUUUAGGAACUGGAAUUCCAGACCUAAGGACUUCAGCCUCUACUACUCCCCUGUUUUUGUGGGGAACAGUGAGGGUGAUUAGAAGAGUCUUGGUUGUUGAGAAAAGUGUCAUUUUUGCUCAAUAUUUCCUAGUGACCAAACUUUUUAAUUUUAAUACUGAUAUGUUGAUUUUAUGAAGUAGAAGUGUUCUAAAUUUGAGAGUACUUCAGAGGAACAGAGUCCUCUGUUGCUGACGUAAUAAGACCUUUCUCACCUUGAAGGCGGAGGGAAUACCUACCUUCAUAUAUCCGUCCAUUUUCAUUUCUUUCUUCAUUAUCUUCAGACGGCGCGACCUAGGAGUGUCCUGUGGCGUCUGUUAUCUGAUGUCUGAGUUGUGAAGAUCAUUUGAAAAAGAACUCCACAUAUAUACUGAUAAAUACAAAACGUUAGGCCUUUAAAUAUUUAGGCGAUCAAAAAAGGUGAAUAAGUUGUAAUAUUACAGUGAAGAUAGAAAAUUUUCUUAAAAAUGAAAGCAAUUUUGAUUUCCUUUUUUUUUGUUGACAGUUAGCAUUUGAAAUAGCACCCCAGAGCUAGUUUUAAAAGUGUUUCCAUUAGCUUUUUUAUUUAAAAUAAGCAUUUGAGGAAAGUUAUGAAUCAGAUCUGUUCCUCAAAAGUGACCUAUUUCUCUGUGGAAUAACACUCAGAAUUUUAUUCAGUAAAUCCCAAUGGUGACUUUGCAUAAAAGACCUUUAAAUAGUAUUGAGACCUACAUGGGGAAGAAAAUAUUACCAACGUCUGCAAAAAUAGCUUACUGCUGUACAUUGUCUUAAAAUAGAGAACAGCACUGGUUCUGUUGUUUCUGAAAUGAAUAAAUGAUUUCUUGAUCGGUGUUUAAUAUUUCUCCCUCACUGCUGAUCCCCAGUGAGAAAUCACUAUUUACAUUUGGUUUACUCUUCAGAAAACUCUCUUGUCAGCACAUGUGCAACUGAUUUUCCAAAAUUGUACAUUUUGAAUGCCGUAGUAUAAAUGCAAGGUCUCUGGAAUCUAAAAAGGUAGCAAAGAAGACUGGAAUUUGGAAGCAUGGUCUGGAUUUGCUUGAAUUCUAAAACUAUGAAGAAUACGUAUUUCAAGUUUAUAUUUCAGAACCCCAUUUAUGAUUUUAAGAAUACACUUGAAAUAAAAGUGAUUAAACUGAA